This is a messenger RNA of Cotesia congregata, 576 nucleotides long. The record is from the annotation of a GenBank genome assembly. Lineage: Eukaryota; Metazoa; Arthropoda; Insecta; Hymenoptera; Braconidae.
AUGUCUGAUGGAGAAUUUUAUGUAUGUGCGACGGGAUCGAUUGAAUAUGGAGAGUUUUACGAGAUUGAUAACGCAUAUUGUAAAUACGGUUAUCACUUUGGACCGGAAUGGAAUAUUGUUGGGGGUAUUGAAGAAGGUUUGACGCAAAUGAGCAAGUGCAGUAAUGAUGCCAGACGUCUAACAUCCUGGAAUUUUCCUUUAGAUGCAACUUUUAAAUCUACAACACCUCACGGAUGGCCGCAAUUAGUACUGUCGGUUUACGGCUUAGAUUUUUUUGGUCAUGAUGUAGUGAGAGGAUACGGAGUUUGUCAUAUACCUUUCUCAUCAGGUCGCCAAGAAUCAAAGAUUCCAAUAUACGUACCGGAAUCUUCCUCAACAUUGCAUCACUUCGCUGCAUGGAUAACUGGUAAACGUCCCGAAUUAAUUGAACCAUCAAUUCUAGCAUCCGGUUCUGGCCGAGAACUGACACGAAUGAAAGUUCAAGGGUCGAUAACUGCAUCCUUCAACGUUGUGUUAAAGGAUUUUUAUAAAUUAGGAUAUGACAAUAAUGAUAAGGGUAAAAAAAGUUGUAAAUAG